CCCAGCAGACGACAGGCACAGGAAAGGACAAAGCUGGCCAUGCUGAAAGUGGUCAGGAGUCUUGAUCCAGACACUCAUAACAUCGUCCGCUUCCAUGAAGGCUUUUUCUAUCGCGGACUCACGUGUCUGGUGUUUGAACAGCUACACAUGAGUCUCCUCGACUACAUGAGACAGACACACUUUAAACCUCUGUCUCUGAAUGAGAUUCGUCCCAUCACAGUACAGCUGGCCACCGCCUUCAAAGCUCUGAAGAGCAUCGGGCUGAUUCACACAGACCUGAAACUAGACAACAUCAUGCUGGUUGACCAAGUCAAUCAGCCGUUCAGGGUGAAGCUGAUUGAUUUUGGUCUGGCUGUUCUCUCCUCUGAGGUUCAGCGUGGCAGCAUCCUUCAGCCUCUUGGUUACAGGGCACCAGAAGUUGUCUUGGGCCUCCCCAUCUCAGAGGCAAUAGACAUGUGGUCCCUUGGCUGUGUAAUGGCAGCGAUGUUCUUGGGAAGGAACCUCUACCCUUCUUGGAAAGAAUUUGACAUGAUGAGAGCCAUUGUGGCAACACAAGGCAUGCCAGCAGAUCACUUGUUGGAUGCUGGUUUGAGGACGAGGUGUUUAUUCACCAGGGACUCAAAACAUCAAACUUGGAGGCUCAAGCUGCCAUGGGAGUACUUCCGGGACACAGGAAAAUCGCCCAGGUGCCCCAGCAGGUUUAGGUUGGGCUCCCUUGAUGUCCUGUUGAAGUGCAAACCUGAGGGGGCAGGCGAGCACGAGGAGGAAGACAUCCAGGCAUUUGUUGAUCUGCUCAAAAGAAUGCUCAACCUGGAUGCUGCCCAGAGAAUCACCCCCAGCCAAGCUCUGAGACAUCGCUUCCUCAGCAUGACCCACCUUGCUAUGGGCUACCACCACAGCUCCUACGUGAUGGACUCCUUUGACAUCAUGUCCAUCUGCCCACUCUCGGAGUUGUCUUGGGGGUCUGAGAUCAAUGAAACCUGCAACCAGCAAGACCAGAACCCCAUGACCUCCCUCACAGAUUCUAAUGGCGGAGGAGAUGAUAAAGAGGAGGGUGACAUCAAAGGAGUUGAUGAUAAAUUGGAGGUUGACAUCAAAGGAGGAGAUGAUAAAGAGGAGGGUGACAUCGAAGGAGGAGAUGAUAAAGAGGAGAGUGACAUCGAAGGAGGAGAUGAUAAAGAGGAGGGUGAGAUCGAAGGAGUUGAUGAUAAAUUGGAGGGUGACAUCGAAGGAGGAGAUGAUAAAGAGGAGGGUGACAUCGAAGGAGUUGAUGAUAAAUUGGAGGGUGACAUUGAAGGAGAUGAUAAAAAGGAGGGUGACAUCGAAGGAGGAGAUGAUAAAGAGGAGGGUGACAUCAAAGGAGAUGAUAAAGAGACGGGUGAUAUCGAAGGAGGAGAUGAUAAAGAGGACGGUGACAUCAAAGGAGUUGAUGAUAAAUUGGAGGUUGACAUCAAAGGAGGAGAUGAUAAAGAGGAGGUUGACAUCGAAGGAGGAGAUGAUAAAGAGGAAGGUGACAUCGAAGGAGCUGAUGAUAAAUUGGAGGGUGACAUUGAAGGAGGAGAUGAUAAAGAGGAGGGUGACAUUGAAGGAGGAGAUGACAAAGAGGAGGGUGACAUCGAAGGAGGAGAUGAUAAAGAGGAGGGUGACAUCGAAGGAGACGAUAAAUUGGAGGGUGACAUCGAAGGAGUUGAUGAUAAAUUGGAGGGUGACAUCGAAGGAGGAGAUGAUAAAGAGGAGGGUAACAUCGAAGGAGUUGAUGAUAAAUUGGAGGGUGACAUUGAAGGAGAUGAUAAAAAAGAGGGUGACAUCGAAGGAGCAGAUGAUAAAGAGGAGGGUAACAUCGAAGGAGUUGAUAAUAAAUUGGAGGGUGACAUUGAAGGAGGAGAUGAUAAAGAGGAGGGUGACAUUGAAGGAGUUGAUGAUAAAUUGGAGGGUGACAUUGAAGGAGGACAUGAUAAAGAGGAGGGUGACAUCGAAGAAGGAGAUGAUAAAGAGGAGGGUGACAUUGAAGGAGGAGAUGAUAAAGAGGAGGGUGACAUCGAAGGAGGAGAUGUUAAAGAGGAAGAUAACAUCAAAAGAGAAGAUGGUGUAGAGGAAGGGAACAUCGAAAGAGAAAAUGAUGAAUAUAAGGGAUACACUGGGGACAGUAACAAAGCGGGGCUCAUCCAAAGAGAAGAAGUUGAAAAGAAGGGAGACAGAAGAGAAAAUGGAGGAGGGGAGCAGAUGAGAAGUGAAGGAGCAGGAUGUAGAGACAAAAUUGGUGGAGAAAAAGAUGAAGGGUUGAAAAGAGAAAGUAAAAGAAAAGGAGGAAGAGGAAGAUGGAGAAAGAGUUGGAUAAGUAGGAAGAGGAAAGGAAAAGAUGAAGAAGAGGGGAAGGAGGAGAAAGCAGAGGAGGCGGAGGAGCAAAACAAAGAGGACAAGAUGAAACAGAGCACAUUGAUAUCCCCACCAACAAAAGCUAAUAUUCUUACUCCUCCUUCCCCCUCCUCACUUUCAUCCCCUCUCCUUCGCCCCUCGGCAGGUCCUCUAUGCUGCACACUCCUCUAACCCAAUAGACAUGUAACAUAAAUGUAUAAAUGUUAAAUGUAAAUAUUGAGCCUACAUAUAAAUGUUAAAUAGUCAGGUGAAUGUUGAAGCUAGAUGUGCUCGGUGUCAGCACUCUCAUCAGAGCCCCUGAGUCUUCUUCCUGUGAGGACAUCUUCUGACAUACCUGCACUGAGACAGCUGGACGCAGGAAGCUGUAUGUAAGAAUGUCCAGUCAGUCCUGGCUCAUCCUGGCCACCCCCUGUCCAAGGACUUCAAGUUGCUUCCGUCUGGCAACAGAUACAACCUGCCAACACGCAGGACCAAUAGACUCAAGAACUCAUUUGUCCCGGCUACAAUUAGCCUUUUAUUUACUGUUAUUUGUCUGAUGGACAAUUGUUUAUAAACUGUAUAUAAGAUAAAUAUGAUGAAUUAAUUGAUGAGUAGUGCAGAAAGGGUAGGCUUAAAUAAGUUUAUACUUCCUCCUACUCCUUUGUGAACAUGUUAUAUUUAAUUUGUGUUGUUUAUGAUAAUUUUAUUGAUUUUGUUGCAUAGGUUUAUUCACUUCACUUUAAUAUUAUUUUGUUUAUAUCCUUUUUGUGUUUUUUGUGUUGUUGUUUUUUCACGUUCAAAA
This is a messenger RNA of Lampris incognitus (smalleye Pacific opah), 3157 nucleotides long. RefSeq lists its product as uncharacterized. NCBI's taxonomy places the organism in Eukaryota, Metazoa, Chordata, Actinopteri, Lampriformes, Lampridae. Gene Ontology annotation, biological process: smoothened signaling pathway; peptidyl-serine phosphorylation; peptidyl-threonine phosphorylation. Gene Ontology annotation, molecular function: ATP binding; SMAD binding; protein serine/threonine kinase activity. Gene Ontology annotation, cellular component: PML body; nucleus; cytoplasm. The record is from RefSeq and is a predicted model, not a curated record. The transcript is spliced from 8 exons. The coding region runs from base 40 to 2547 and encodes 835 amino acids.